UUACAGUGAGCUCGCGUCGAUAAGUGCGUAAUGAUGGCUGAGACUCGGGUUGCACUACGCCCACCAGAGUGAGUCCGGUGUCAGGGUCCAGGCUGCGUGAAUCAUCCGGGCGGCGCCUUCCUAUAAAACCGCUACACCACUUUUCCUCAACUUCUCAGCUCCUCCUGCUUCCCCUCCGGGCUCUUCUCCUCCACGACAAAACGCCCUUCUGCAAACAUGCCUUCUGAGCUGGAAACAGCCAUGGAGUCCCUCAUCACAGUCUUCCAUCGGUAUGCCUCGCGUGAUGGAAAGACUGGAACGCUCAACCGACGAGAGCUUCGAGAGCUGAUGGAGAACGAGCUGUCAAACUUUCUGAGGUCACAGAAGGACCCGGCUGCCGUGGACAAGAUAAUGAAGGACCUGGACGCUAACGGCGACGGCCAGGUCGACUUUGAGGAGUUUGUGUCUCUGGUGGUUGGACUGUCGAUCGCCUGUGAGCAGUGUUAUCAGAUGCACAUGAAGAAGACGGGACGGAAGUAAAACUACAACAAUGUGAUGCUUCAAAACAUUUCAUUUCAAUUAAACAUCCUCAGAUUUCAAACAUCUGUGUGUGUUUUCUAUUCAGUGGGACCUCCUGAGCGACACAUUAGCAUUAGCUACAGGACAAUAGGGUGACGUUCCGCCUCUUUGGGGCUAAAAACCAUUCAGGAGGAUUUUGGCCUUCUUAGUCUUAAACGUGUUCUCUGUGUCUCCGUCUCGCUUGCAUUAUAUGCGGAAGACAGAAACCUGUGCUGCCUGCUGCUGCAUCACUCAGGUGCUGACCGAUCGCAUCACCAGAAGAGAGAAGGUGAUGACAGAUGAAAAUACUGGAAUGCUCAAGUGAUAUAACCCCACUUUCUGCCGAAACUACACUGGAAGUC
Messenger RNA from Synchiropus splendidus (mandarinfish), 899 nucleotides. Its product is annotated as protein S100-A1-like. The record is from RefSeq and is a predicted model, not a curated record. The coding region runs from base 217 to 519 and encodes 100 amino acids. The transcript is spliced from 3 exons. Lineage: Eukaryota; Metazoa; Chordata; Actinopteri; Syngnathiformes; Callionymidae. Gene Ontology annotation, molecular function: calcium ion binding. Gene Ontology annotation, cellular component: cytoplasm.